AUGGAUAUCCUCCAACAUGCAUCCCUUGAGGCAGAAUGUUGGAGGAAGGCUAAUGAAAAUGAAGAAGUAGAAGAGGAUCAUUAUGACCCUCUUGCUAUAGAAGAGGAGAUAGUGCCCCCUUGGAUACCUCGAAUCCCUACAUGUCGAAUUGAUGCAUCAUGGAUCAAUAAUGACAGCGUUAGUGGGCUAGGGUGGAGUCUUAAGGAUCAGUUGGGCUCUGAACAUUUUGGAUUACGGGCUUGCAACAGGAGCCUCUCAGCCUUGCAUGCUGAGAUGGAUGGUUUACUUUGGGCAGUCUCAUGUAUGAGAGAAAUGAGGAUAUCUUCGAUACGGUUCGAGACAGAUUGCUCGGACCUAGUGGAUAUGACUAUGAAUCCGAUGGAGUGGCCUACUUCUACGACAGAGAUCGAGAUGCUUCAAAGACUUCAGGAGGAUUUUGAGGAUGACUACCAUCCGUCUCGAACGCUGACGCUCGUUUACCAGCCCUCUGUUCUGGGAACGAUAUCAGUAUUGGUUAUUGUGGGACAGAAAAUCAAAAACCAAAGGAGAGUCUUCACCGGUUACUGCCUAUUUGUAAUUGGCAGCAUUUUGCUACUAACGGUUGACAUCGUAACCAAAGGAAAGGGAGGAAUAACCCCGUUUCUCCUUUUAUCCAUUGUAUCGGCGGGAUUUGGCGUAGCCAACGCCCUUGUCGAAGGAGCAAUGAUAGGCGACCUUAGCUGCAUAUGCCCCGAUCUUAUCCAGCCCUUCGCCGCUGGGCUUGGUGUAGCAGGAGCCAUAGCGUCAGUUUUAAGGCUGCUUACCAAAGCAGUCUUCCAGAACUCCCGGGACGGCCUAAGAAAAGGGGCAUUAUCAUUCUUAACCAAUUCACUCUUCAUCGAGCUAGUAUGUGUGAUCAUAUACGGUGUGAUGUUUCCGAAGCUGCCCAUGGUCCAAAAGCAUCGAGCACGCUCGGGUUCAAACCCAGUGGAACCCGUUGAGGAAGUCCCACCACUAUCCAACCAACAACUGGCGCAUCAGAACUUGGACAGGGUUAUAAGUUUAUUCCUGAUAUACGCUUUGACGUUGUCAAUAUUUCCCGGGUUCCUCUACGAGAACACGGGAAAGCAUUCGCUACAUUCGUACCCUCUCGUCCUUGUUACUUGUUUCAACUUAAGCGAUGCGCUUUCUCGAUACAUCACUAUGGUCAAACCCCUUAAAAUGCAAUCAGGAAAAGUGAUAGUAGCCUCUGUUCUUGCUCGAAUGUUGUUCCUUCCCGCCUUUUAUAUCACCGCAAGGUACGCAGAUCAGGGUUGGAUGAUCACCCUGACAUCCUUCCUAGGAAUUUCAAACGGUUAUCUUACCGUCUGCGUACUCACGCAAACACCAAAGAGAACUUACAAUGUAUCUGAAGCUAAUGCUCUCGGCAACAUCCUUGUAGCCUCGAUGCUUGGGGGGAUCUUUGCUGGUGUCUGCCUUUCAUGGCUUUGGUUGAUCGGCAGCAACAAGUCCUUUUAG
Messenger RNA from Brassica napus (rape), 1497 nucleotides. Its product is annotated as equilibrative nucleotide transporter 3-like. The coding region runs from base 1 to 1497 and encodes 498 amino acids. The transcript is spliced from 6 exons. The record is from RefSeq and is a predicted model, not a curated record. NCBI's taxonomy places the organism in Eukaryota, Viridiplantae, Streptophyta, Magnoliopsida, Brassicales, Brassicaceae. Gene Ontology annotation, biological process: nucleoside transmembrane transport. Gene Ontology annotation, molecular function: RNA-DNA hybrid ribonuclease activity; nucleoside transmembrane transporter activity; nucleic acid binding. Gene Ontology annotation, cellular component: plasma membrane.